Molecule: messenger RNA, 2888 nt
Organism: Fusarium oxysporum Fo47
Lineage: Eukaryota; Fungi; Ascomycota; Sordariomycetes; Hypocreales; Nectriaceae
Exons: 9
Coding region: 1-2832 (943 amino acids)
Biological process (GO): DNA-templated transcription
Molecular function (GO): DNA binding; protein binding; zinc ion binding
Source: RefSeq, a predicted model, not a curated record
AUGUCACUUCUGCUUGCCAGCGGUGCAGAAGUCGACUUGGCAGACGCAGAAGGAUGGACACCUCUAAUGACCGCGUCUGAACAAGCUGAUCCGAACGCGAGGGACCAUAACGAAUUCACGGCAAUUAUGCAGGCUGCGAUUGAUGGACACGCUGAUAUUGUAGCCCGCCUUCUUGAUGCUGGUGCUGAUCCCAAUGCCCAGAACGAAAAGGAGAAUUUAACAGCAAUUAGCUGGGCAGCGCAGCAUGGCAAUGCAGAUGUUAUCAAGCUGCUGCUCGAGCGAGGGGUAGACCCCAACGUGGAUGACAGAACCCUCCUCUCUGCGCUAUACGGAUUUAAAAGCGGCGAUAUCAGUGGCAGCCAUGCAGUUAUGGAAAUGCUUGUCAAGCACGGCGUGGACGUCUUUAUGGAUAGCUGGACGGAUGAGCGACCCCUCGUGGUCGCUGCUGAGCAGCGUCGUUACCUGACUGUCGAACUCUUCCUAGAGGCUAGCUACCCCUCGGCUAGUGUCCGACAAGAGCACAUAUGGGAUGCCAUCACUGUCGCUGCUGAGCAUGGCGAGGAUGCCAUUCCGGCAAGCUUAAUGAGGCAUUAUGAUCCGGAUGAGACGGAGAACAGACGCCAUGGGAGUGGAGUUGAGCCUCCUGGCGUUUACAGGGCGGCUCCUCUCACUGUUUCAAGCUACAGUAUCUCAAGACACUAUGUCCAGCAGAAGCUCCAAAGUUACGAAGAAAUCGAGGGUGAGUCGGACGGCCAUCAGCUGCGAUCGCUGCAAGUCAAGAAAGACAAAGAUGCCGAUGGCCCAUGUGAUUAUUGCCGCAGCAUCGAUGAGGUUUGCUCGGUGGAUAUGGAGAAACGGCGCCAGAAGCCAUUCUACUUCGUUUCCGAAGAGGAAUACCGUCUCUUGCGCGAGCUCUGCCGUAACUGUUUUCCGCAUGAAGAGUUGACGAUACCGAAUCUGCGACGAUUGAUUAACGAGAACAAAAAGCCUGCGUUCAAGACCCAGACAGACAUCGCAACGCCUACAAUGUCUCUGAUUGACGUAUCGGCAGAAGCUCCCAUCAUAGAUUGUGGAGAUGAUCCGAUAGAUCAGGGGGAGAUUCUUUUGCAAGAUGUAGAAGAGAGUCAAGUCGAGGAAGAGGAGAUAUUGCUGCCAGAGAUCGUCAAUCUACACCAUGACCUAGGCUGCCUUUUGGCAGACGCUCACGGGGAGUAUCGUUACAUGGGAGCAGAGUCAGGCGCCAGCUUCAACAGCGCCGUGAGAUCAUGGAUGCUCAGGAUGGGUGCAGGGACGAGAACCAAAGAGAAGGACAAGGAUAAAAUACCCGGAAUGCUCAAAGUCAGCCCACCAUCGGCCAAGUCUCCCUUGACAGACGCUGCCUCAUCGCCUGGCAACCCGUGCCAAUUUCCAUCGCAAGAACUGCUGUCCGCUUGUGCAGCUCGCUUCUUUGAACAGGUCCACUGCCUGUACUGGAUAUACUCGGCAGAAUCAUUCUACACUCGACUCGAGACAACUUACUCUGGAGACUCGGGGCAACUAACUGCCUCGUGGCUCUGUUCACUACACGGGAUAGUAGCUCUAUGUGCUUCAUGCGAGCCAUCGGCUAAUGGUUUGGUCAACGGGCAAAGAGCCCAUGACUCGUUGGAGAUGGCCAAGUCCCUCGUGACAAAGGUAUGCGAUGAAGCAGACCUAGACAGCAUCAGGGCAUUGAUAGUAUUAUCUUUGGCCUUCCACUCCAACGGCUUCACUAACUCAGCAUAUCUUCACAUCGGUCUAGCGGUUCGCAUCGCCUUCUCUCUGGGUCUGCAUCUUGACAAGUACUCGACGAAGAGCGGAGUAGUAAGCCAAGCGCAUGCGCGUCGGCUCUGGUGGACGUUGUAUCUGCUUGAUCAAGAUCUGUCUCUUGCUCUGGGAAAGCCAAGCAUGAAUAGUCCACUGAAUGAAACUUCUUGGAAACCACCUCUACCAUCUGAAUUUGUUGUCAGCCCUGGCUCACAUACGCCAAAUGGAUAUCUGGAACAGUGUAUACGUCUCACUCAGAUAACUCAAAGUAUACGCCAGAAUCUCUACGAUGGACCUGUUCACGGUGGACAAAAGCUAUCGAAUACUCACUUUAAUGACGCCAUGACCGCUCUGCGAAGCUGGCUAGAUCACGUACCGCCACAUCUUCAUCUCUCACCCUCAGUAUCCUUGUCCUACAGAAGGUCCAUAUCGCUUCUACACCUUCGCUACUGGAGUACCACGAUGCUCGUCACCAAACCCUUCCUUCUAUGCAAUUUAUUACAAGGCAUCGAGCACGUUGAGACUGUCAAACAGCCUAUAUUCGCUACACUCGCCAAGACCUGCGUGUCGGCAGCCGAAUCAACAUUUGAGAUCCUGGAAAGCAUGGUCCUCCACAAAGUAGCUUCCAGCCUGGUCAUGGCCGAUUAUCUUUUCGCCUUACAAGCACUUCAGGUUAUUGUUGCUGCUUGUGGAUUAUAUCACAUGGAUGGACACCAAGCUCGUGCCAAGCAGUGUCUGCGAAUCCUGCUGGCGAUUAGUGUAUCUGGUUACCCAAAGCAUCUUAUCCCAGAGACACUAUUCCAGCUACAGCAGUGUGGACUUGCCGAAGGUGUCGAGGAAACAUCAAAUAUCACUUUACAACCCUCCGAAUCUUUAGGAUAUCCCCAGAUGGUGACUGAACCUCUGCAACGGAUUUCGCUUGACCAUAGCACGGAUCAACUAGCGAUGACGUGGUUGAAUGAGCUCGACAUGGCAGAUAUAGUUAUCGACAAUGGAUUCCUGGAUAAUCUGAUGGACAUCUCUUCAAUCUUCCCUUUUGGGCCAUCAUGACUAUGAUCAUGCCUGGCAGUGCCUAUUUCUGCUAUAGACCUUACAAUGGAACUCCC